Mercurialis annua (annual mercury) is the source of this 1118-nucleotide messenger RNA. Its product is annotated as peroxidase 66-like. Lineage: Eukaryota; Viridiplantae; Streptophyta; Magnoliopsida; Malpighiales; Euphorbiaceae. The transcript is spliced from 3 exons. Gene Ontology annotation, cellular component: plant-type cell wall; plasmodesma. Gene Ontology annotation, biological process: response to oxidative stress; hydrogen peroxide catabolic process. The coding region runs from base 52 to 1014 and encodes 320 amino acids. Gene Ontology annotation, molecular function: peroxidase activity; heme binding. The record is from RefSeq and is a predicted model, not a curated record.
CUCGUAUCAUUCACCAGCUUUCCUUCAUAAUUUCUAUCUGAAAACUAGCAGAUGGCUACUACAAAAUUCUCAUUCUUAACGAUUUCGCUUUUCUUAUUCGUAGUAUCACAUUCAGAAGCUGCGCUUGAUGCUCAUUACUAUGACCAAACAUGUCCACAAGCUGAGAAAAUAAUCCUACAGACAGUUCGUAAUGCUUCGAUCUAUGAUCCUAAAGUCCCAGCUCGUCUCCUCAGAAUGUUCUUCCAUGACUGUUUCAUAAGGGGAUGUGAUGCAUCAAUUUUGCUGGACUCUACCUCUCAAAACCAAGCGGAGAAAGACGGUCCUCCAAAUAUCUCAGUUCGAUCCUUCUAUGUGAUCGAUGAUGCCAAAGCUGUGCUCGAGGCAGUUUGUCCGCACACCAUUUCAUGUGCGGACAUCAUAGCAAUAGCAGCAAGAGAUGUGGUAGCCAUGUCAGGAGGACCUUAUUGGAACGUAUUGAAAGGAAGGAAGGACGGAAGGGUGUCGAAAGCUAAUGACACCAUUAACCUUCCGGCCCCAACAUUCAACGCGACGCAGCUCAUUCAAAGCUUUGCGAAGAGAGGUCUCGGAGUCAAAGACAUGGUUGCUUUAUCGGGCGGCCACACUCUUGGUUUUUCACACUGCUCCUCAUUCGAAGCACGGCUUCACAAUUUCAGUUCAGUGCAUGACAUUGAUCCAAGCAUGAACAGCGAGUUUGCAGAGAAGCUACGAAACAAAUGCCCACAACCAAACGCGGAUCAUACUGCAGGAGAGUUCCUGGAUACGACCUCUGCGGCUUUUGAUAAUGACUACUACAAGCAAAUCAUCAAAGGAAAGGGCGUCUUUGGAUCGGAUCAAGCGUUGCUUGGUGAUUACAGGACCCGGUGGAUUGUUGAAACAUUUGCUCAGGAUCAAAGCUUAUUCUUUAGGGAAUUUGCUGCUUCAAUGGUAAAACUUGGAAAUAUUGGGGUGACUGAAAAUGGAGAAGUCAGAAGUAAUUGCAGAGUGGUUAACUGAGACAGAGAUGGCGAGGGAGUGCAGUCUUUUUUGGAGGGUUCUCUUUUGUAUAUCUUUUUUUUUUCAGAUCAAAAUAAUGAGAGGCUGAACAUCUUAUAAGUGAU